Caenorhabditis remanei is the source of this 1641-nucleotide messenger RNA. RefSeq lists its product as uncharacterized. Gene Ontology annotation, biological process: innate immune response. The record is from RefSeq and is a predicted model, not a curated record. Lineage: Eukaryota; Metazoa; Nematoda; Chromadorea; Rhabditida; Rhabditidae. The transcript is spliced from 3 exons. The coding region runs from base 1 to 1641 and encodes 546 amino acids.
AUGUCCUACCAAUGGUUCCCUGCUACCCAGAAAAAUAACUUCACUACUAUACAUGUGCUUUACAACUGCAGUUCUAUCAUUCUAAAACUAAAAUCCCCUCCGAAUUCUCUGAAAAUUGAAUAUAAAGAUGUUGCUGGGUCUACACUUGUGGAAUAUGAGCGGAAUGAGAAGACAGUGGAGGAUAUCUUUUUCAAUGUGUUAAUCGAUGAUUUGAAGUUAUUGGUGAAAAAUCAAAAGAGUUGUUUGUUGAGUCUAGUGGUGAAGUCCAACAACUAUUUUGAUGUGGAUGAAGGAUACAAUGAGUCGCGGUUAGAUCCAGUUAUAAGUCGGAUUAUUGAUUGCCUGGCUGCAUCGCUGAGAGAACGAGAACAAAAAUUGAAAAUAUAUCUUGUGGUUCUGGAGACGGUUGAUAUAAGGCAAGCAGCUACAAUUCUAAAUUUACUGGAUUUGUCUGCUCUAAAAUUUAUCGAGAUUGCGUUUGGACAUCGGGAGGGAAGUGUUGAAAUAUCUGGAAUUCUAGAGGUUAUUCAAGAAUGGACAAAUGGGCGAAAAAAUCUGGAGUUGCAUUUUUGGUUGUAUGAUUUGUCAGCAGAGAACUUGGAUGUAAUUGAAAAAAUACUCCUCAGAUCCACGUCAUUCUACAGAAUAGAAGUCUACUAUAAAAGUUGUGGAACAAAUCUCAAAAACUAUUUCAAAUUGCCAUUUCAAGAAUUAAAUCAAUCAGUUUUCAAGAAUAUUACAUUUAUGUUCAAAGUAGAAGACCCAGAGUCCACUGUACAGGAACCUCCCAUUGAAAACAAAGAAUCAUUUUUGGUUCUGGAGAAUCCGCUGAUUAUGAAAAAUGUUCUGGAGUAUUUGGAGUGUUUUGAAAUCCAAAGACUACUCAAAACCUCAUAUGGUAUUCGAGAUUGUGUAGAUCAGCUCAAACCAUGCCCACGGAUUUCAAAAUACUCGAUUUCGUUGGAAAGUGACAGAAGCGUUCAAACUACUAUCACCCUGAACAGCGGAAGAUACAAAAAAGUUCGAUAUGAAAAAUACCGAGAUUGGGAUGGGAAUUGUGGAGUUCAUUGCGGCAAAAAGUAUAUGGAAGGGGAAAAUUUAUGGGCGGUUGUUGGCAACGACUUCAAUUUGGUUAUGAAAAAUCAAAAUGAUCGUAUUGAAGAGCUUGUUUUGGAUUUCUCGUUUCCUCAUUCAUUUCGUGAAAACUCGAGAAGGCCGAGUUUAGAGUACAGAGAGAUAUCUGAGCUCACUUUGGAGUUCUUGAGUGUUCUGGAGCUCCCUUUUACAUCUAGAGAGCCUCUAAAGGUGAAGAAAUUGAUUAUUGGAAGUGUGGAGCAGCGAGAUGUGAUCAGAGUGUUACCGUACCUGUGCAAUUUGGAAAUUCUAGACAUCAGAUAUCCAUACAAGAAAGUUAUUGAGAAGCUUCUGGAGGUGGAUGAGCUCUCCAUGCUGUCACAGUGGAAGAAUGCCAAUGAACUUAUUGUUAACACCAUCCAGAUUUCUACACCAAUUCAAGAAAUGGGAAUAGUUCACUCCGCCCGUGUGGAUAUUCUGAUUCCCUCUAUUUCAUCAGAUGAGAUUUUUUAUUUGAAAACUGUAAGUGCUCUCGAUGACGGUCUGACCACAACUUUUCCUUCAUAA